AUGCCGUUUUCAUUUUCAACGGCUAGUAAUUUCCUCCGUUUCACCCCUGAAACCUUAGAUGGUAUUAGAAAGGGACAUGCAGAGAAGAAAGAAAAAGAGAAACGUGGUGAACAGAUUGAAGAGGAAAUUAUUCGACCGCAGCUUGAUCUAAAAGCGUGCAAAAAGUUGCCGGCUCUGUAUGGAAAACUCCCUCCAUGGCUCAUUGGGGAACCACUGGAGGAUCUGGACCCCUAUUACAAAACUCAUGAGACGUUUAUGGUACUGACAUCGAGGAGGAGGAUCUUUCGAUUUACUGCCAACAAAGCCUUGUUUUUAUUUAGCCCUUUCAAUCCAGCAAGACGGCUGGCCAUUAAAAUUUCGUCAAACACAUGGUUCAUUGGGUUCAUAACAUGUGUUGUUGUUGUUAACUCCAUCCUUAUGGCUGCAUCAGAUUUACCAAAUGGUGACUAUUUUGAGAUUUUUUUUGCCAUCACUUAUACUGUUGAAUUUGCAAUAAAAGUGGUGGCGAGAGGAUUUUUCUGGAAAGAAUUCACCUAUCUUCGAGACCCGUGGAACUGCCUGGAUCUUUUUGUUUUAAUUAUGACAUAUGUAGCCUUGUGCAGUGUUAAACUGGGCAGCAUUUCAGCUCUUCGCAUUUUCAAGGUUCUGAGAACUUUUAAAGCCAUUUCUGUUUUGCCGGGCCUGAAAGUCAUUGUAGAUUCGCUCUUUCAAUCUAUCAAGAAACUAGCAAACGUGAUGCUCCUGACAGUUUUCUGCUUGAGUGUCUUCGCCUUGGUCGGCCUCCAACUCUUCAUGGGCAACUUAAAAAAUAAAUGUGUCCCCAUAAAUAAGUCUGAAGAGAUAAUCACAAAAACUAACAACUGUGUUGCAGACUGUUUGUUUCAGGAAUCAGCUGCCCAAAGGCCCAAGUUAUCCCCUGGUGAAAACAUGGAAAUGCCAGAUGUAGAAUCCAAUGAAAAGGAAAGAAAAAGCAAGAGGAAGAAGAAAUUCAAAAAGAAGAAGCCCAAAACAUACGGGGAAGAUGAAACUAUGUUUUAUUCAACGCCUGAUAAAAAUCAAAAGGAGCUGGUUUUCACCAGCAUUUUUAUAAUAGAAAUGAUCUUCAAAAUCAUUGCCCUUAACCCAUACUACUAUUUUCAGAGGGCUUGGAACAUUUUUGACUUCUUAAUCGUUAUCGUAGGCAUAGUAAGCUGGGCAACCGGAAUACCACUUGCAUUUUUCAGACUGCUGAGAAUCUUCAAGUUAUCCAAAUUUUGGCCAGCCUUGGAUAAACUCAUGAAGAUCAUGCUGAAAUCAGUGGGGCCGCUGGGCAACCUCACGCUCGUUCUGAUCUUCACCAUAUUUAUUUUUGCUUUGGUUGGCAUGCAGGGUUUUGGGAACUAUUACAAUGUAACUGGGAAUAAUGAUUGUGAAAUUGUACCAAGCUGUAACCGUACAAGUGAGAGAAAAAUUUGUGUAUUACGUUGGCACAUGAAAGACUUCUUCCAUUCAUUUCUUAUUAUAUUCCGAAUUCUGUGUGGAGAAUGGAUUAAUACCAUGUGGGACUGUAUGCGAAUAACCAAGAAAGAAGGAUGGUGUAUCAUUCUAUUCAUGACGGUCCUGGUGGUGGGAAACCUAGUGGUCCUCAACCUCUUUAUUGCUUUGCUGCUGAGUUCCUUUAGUAGCAGCGCGGCGGCAGCUGAGGGAGAUGGAGAGAAUCCUCACCUUCGGCUGGCCAUUGCUCAUAUUCGUAGCGGGCUGCAGGUUGUCCAGCACUGGCUGUGGGAGGCGUGUUGCAAUGGACCCAUGCAAAAGCUGAAGACAGGAAGGAAACAGAAUAAGGUGACUAUUACUAUCCACCAUGCAAGCCAGAAGAAGCCCACCACUGAGAUGAAGGAGAUUCAAGAGAACUGUGUCAACAACGAGAUCUUCAGAUAUUGGGAUAAGUCAACAUUAGAUGGGAAACAGGAGGAUUUUAUGCCAGGCUCUAACGAAUGUGUCUGUGUCCCCCUUGCUGAAGAAGAGUUUUUAAGCGACAAGGAAGAAUGUACGAUCACAAAAAUGGUCUACAGGAACCAGGGUGGAGGCGCAGGGACCUUUCUGCAGGCUGAGCCGGCGGCCGCGCGGCACCCGGACCCGACGGGGCGGCCGCAGCGAAGAAAGCGCGCUCUGAGGAGCCGCUUCAAAAUGGCGCCCAAAACGGCCUCAAACCGCGGGCCUGGCCCCGGGAAAUUCGGCCUUGGAGGGCACCUCUUCAGAUUUCGUUGCCAUGACUGGGGAAAGUUCCGCAUGGAGACGCUCCGUUCCAUUCUAGACGCUCUUCAGUUGGACCAGUACUUCACUUCCCUGGAUCUGAAGGAAGCGUACCUCCACGUUCCCAUCCACCUGUCCCACCGCAGAUUUCUCCGCUUCUGCUACAAUCGGAAGCACUAUCAGUUCAAAGCCCUCCCCUUCGGGUUGAACUCCGCCCCCCGCGUCUUCACCAAAAUCCUGGUGACGCUGGUAGCCUUGCUUCGUCAGGAGGGGAUUACGGUGUUCCCGUACCUCGACGAUCUACUGAUUUGUUCGGGGACCAGGGAACAGGCACUAGAUCACACUUCCAGGGUGAUACAGGUCCUAUCUUCUCACGGCUUUCUGAGGUCCGAUCUUGACACUAGCAGUUCUGAAGUCAGCACAGCAGAGCAAAUCCCUGACCUCUGCCUUGUACCCGAAAAGCGGAAAGAGCCAGAAGACUGCUUUCCAAAAGGUUGUGUCAAGAUCUUCCCAUGCUGUGUAGUAAAUUCAGAUACAUUUCUAGGUAGUGCUUGGUGGAAGUUUAGGAAAACCUGCUUCAAAAUUAUAAACCACAGUUGGUUUGAAUAUUUUAUCAUAUUCAUGAUAUUACUGAGCAGUUAUAUGCUGACUUUUGAAGACAUUUACCUUCAGGAAAAAGAAACUGUUAAAAUGAUACUGGGCUGUGCAGAUAAGAUUUUUCUCUUCACCUUUUUCCUGGAGAUGCUUCUGAAAUGGGUGGCCUAUGGUUUCAAGAAGUAUUUCACUGAUGCCUGGUGCGGGCUUGAUUUUUUUAUUGUAUGUGUAAGUAUCACACAUGUUCUUUUGGAUAUUCUGUGUGACAACAGGAUCUCCAUAAAAUCUCUGAGAACUCUGAGGGCGUUGAGACCACUUCGAGCAUUAUCCAGAUUUAAAGGGAUUAAGGUUGUGGUGAAUGCCCUCAUAGGGGCCAUCCCUUCCAUUGGAAAUGUACUGCUUGUCUGUGUUGUUCUCUGGCUCCCAUUUAACAUCCUAGGAGUCAAUCUGUUCGGAGGAAAAUCUGGGUAUGACAAAACUGGCCCAGACUGUGGAAGUAAAAACUACAGCUGGGUCAAUAACACCAUCAACUUUAAUAAUGUCGGGAACGGAUAUCUGGCUCUCCUUCAGGUGGCAACGUUUAAAGGUUGGACAGACAUUAUGUAUGCUGCAGUAGAUGCACCUGGGAAAGACGAACAGCCAUGCUUUGAAAGUAAUAAAUAUGCAUACCUCUAUUUUGUGGCCUUUAUCAUAUUUGGAUCUUUCUUCAUGCUGAACCUCUUCAUUGGAGUUGUUAUUGACAAUUUUAACCAACAAAGGAAAAAGAUAAGUGGAGAACUCAUUUUUUUGUCAGAGGAUCAGAUGAAAUAUUAUAAUGCGCUGAAAAAACUUGGUAACAAGAAACUACAGAAGCCUGUUCCACGGCCACAGAACAAGUACCAAGGAUUUCUUUUUGACGUCAUUAGCAAGAAAGCAUUUGAUAUUUUCAUUUUAAGUCUCAUUUUCUUAAACGUGGUGGUCAUGGCAGUGGAACAUGAAGACCAAGGAAAGGAAAUCGAGGAGCUUCUUUCAAAAAUAAAUUUGGUCUUUGUUAUCCUCUUUACUGGAGAGUGUCUAAUGAAAAUAUUUGCGUUGCGGCUUUACUACUUCAGAGACAGCUGGAACAUAUUCGAUUUUGUUGUUGUGAUUCUUUCAAUAACUAGUUUGGCAGCCUCUUCACUGGCGGCAUUAUUCCCUCCUACACUCCUGAGAGUCAUUCGGAUGGUCCGGAUCAGCAGAUUAUUGAGACUCGUGAGAGGGGCCAGAGGUCUCCAAACGCUCCUUUUUGCAUUACUGAUGUCUCUUCCUGCUCUCGCCAACAUCGGGCUCCUCCUUUUCCUGGUCAUGUUUAUUUACGCCAUCUUUGGUAUGGCUAACUUUGCCUGCGCAAACUGGAAAAAUGGGAUCGACGACACUUUCAACUUCCAGACCUUCGGCAGCAGCAUGCUUUGCCUCUUCCAAAUCACCACAUCUGCUGGCUGGGAUGGCCUCCUCGGCCCAAUGCUCGAGAACAAUGAGAAGGGCACUUGCGCUCCCAAUUUACCCAUGAACCUCUUGCAGCUCAAUACCCCCUGCGUAAACUCGGCCGUGGCAAUCACUUAUUUUAUAAGCUACAUCAUUAUCUCAUUCCUCAUUGUCGUUAACAUGUACGUCGCUGUCAUCAUAGAGAAUUUUAAUGUGGCCACUGAAGAGAGCACAGAGCCUCUGAGCGAUUACGAUUUUGAAGUUUUUUACGAGACGUGGGCAAUUUUCGAUCCUCAGGCAACUCAAUUCAUUACUUACUCAGCCCUUUCGAAUUUCGCCAAUUCUCUGGAGGAACCUUUGCGCAUCCCCAAACCAAACAAGCAACAGCUGCUCGCCAUGGACCUCCCGAUGGUGAAUGGAAACAAAAUCCACUGCCUGGAUGUUUUGCUUGCUUUUACCAAAAGGGUGUUGGGGCAGUCUGGGGAAACGGGCUCCCUCGAGUCCCAAAUAGAGGCCAAAUACAUGAAAGCCAACCCGCAGAAGAUAGGCCUCGAACCGAUUAUAACGACUCCCAAGCGAAAGGAGGAGGAAUGCGCCAGCGUUAUCCAGAGGGCUUUCCGGGUCUAUCUACAGCAGCGUGUGCUAUGGAAAGCCAAUGAUGAGUCUUCUGUGAGCAUCCCCUUGGAAGACACUAUCGAGGAGGAGGAGGAGGCCUAUGUGUUCAGGCUGAACGGAAGCGAAGGCAGCCUGUUAGAUGAAUGCCACAGCCCGUCUUCUAUAUCUCUUCCUCCUUCUUACAGUCAUGUCACAGGCGCUGUUGAGGGCAUUCCUCAAAUGAAAGUCACAGACAGCUGUGGUGGUGACGAGUGA
Messenger RNA from Euleptes europaea (tarantolino), 5139 nucleotides. Its product is annotated as sodium channel protein type 5 subunit alpha-like. The transcript has 22 exons. Gene Ontology annotation, molecular function: voltage-gated sodium channel activity. Gene Ontology annotation, biological process: membrane depolarization during action potential; neuronal action potential; sodium ion transmembrane transport. The record is from RefSeq and is a predicted model, not a curated record. Gene Ontology annotation, cellular component: axon; voltage-gated sodium channel complex; plasma membrane. The coding region runs from base 1 to 5139 and encodes 1712 amino acids. Lineage: Eukaryota; Metazoa; Chordata; Lepidosauria; Squamata; Sphaerodactylidae.